AUGUCGACGCCAGUGCCCCCCCUCCCCGCGAGGAAGUGCGAAGCCCCGGCUAGGAUGUGUUUGUGUGGGAACAAGAUUUCGGCUGCUGACACCCACCAGGUGUGUGCCGCGUGUCUGGGGCUGCAACACGGCCAGACCGCGUUAACAUCCCCGGAAGUGUGUGAACACUGCGCCCGAUUUUCCCUCCGGUCUCGCCGACGUAGGCUAGCACGCCUAGCUAGUCUCACCGACGACGACCCCAUGCUAGGAGCGGAUGACCUCCCUCCCCUUGAGUCAGCAACCCUUUCCCAGGAGCCGGCCGGCGCUGGAGAACUGGGCGAUAGCUGGGGCGACCAGCUCGACGCUCUAUCGCCUAUAUCCGACACCGAAGACAGCCCAAUGGGGAUGCUAGGUGCGACUGGCGAAGCUGAACUCAUCUCAGAGGAUGACUCCGUCGACCUACUAUCCCUGGGGGAUGAGGAUGGCGAUGACUUAUUCCUCCCAGCCACUCAGGCUGCUCGCCCGAGCGGCGUGAGAAGUGAUAGCACCGCCACUGAGGCUGAUGAAGCCGCAAGCGUGGGCCUUCACGACGUCUGCAAGAGAGCAGCUGCAACGCUCGGCGUUCCCUGGCCUGAGGCCCAGAAGGAGACCGUGUCCUCUCGCUACGAGGGAAAGAGGCUCCCGAAGGCUAAAAGCUCCACCAGACAACUACUGCCCGUCUUCCCCGAGUGCCUCGAGGAAGCCACACGCUCAUGGAGCAGCCCAUUCUCAGCGAAAAACCCGGCUCAAGGGCUCGCGGCGCUGGAAUGGCCAGACAUGGAAAGCAGUGGAUUCUCCCAUCUGCCCCCUGUCGAACCGCUCCUGGCCUCCCAUCUCCACUCCACCCAGAAGUCUGCGAUGACCCCCUCGGGACCCGCAUUCCCCUCCAAAGCCGACAAUUUCCAGUCCGCUGUGACUGAAAAAAGCUACAAAGCAGUGGCGUCGGCGGUGAGAGCUCUCAACGCCUCAUCUCUGCUCAUGGCCUACCAAGCCGAGCUGGAGGAAGACUUCUCGUCCGCCCCCAACCAGCCAGCUGUGUGGGACGAAAUGUGUGUGGUCACAGACCUCUGCCUACAGCUACACAGGUGUGCGGUGCAAACGGCGGGACGGGCUAUGGCCCUCCUGGUCUCUCAAGAGAGAGCUCGCUGGCUCAACCUCUCCAGCCUCUCCCACAAGGAGAAGACCCAGCUGCUAGAUGUGCCCGUGGACCCCAAAGGCCUCUUUGGACCAGCCGUGGCCACUAUGCAAAAGCGGUGUGAGGAAAAGAAACGGGACGGGGAAUCUGCCCGUGUUCUACAGGGGGAAAUAAUUUCCCUGUUAAACAAACAAGUGAUCAGGGUAAUCCCCUUCGAGCAAAGCCGUCACGGUUUUUACUCGAGGUAUUUUCUGGUCCCAAAGAAAGGGGGGGGCUUGCACCCGAUAUUGGACCUGCGUGCACUGAACAGAUACCUAAGAAAGUACAGGUUCAGGAUGCUAAUCAACGACGCAUUAAUGCGCUUCGUGCGCCCGGGCGAUUGGUUCACCUCAGUGGAUCUGACCGAUGCGUUCCUACACGUCCCGAUCUAUCCGCCCCACAGAAAGUUCCUCAGGUUUGCCUUUCGAGGUGUGGCCUACGAGUGGCUUGCCCUCCCAUUUGGCCUUGCGCUCAGCCCCAGAGUCUUCAUCAAGGUCACCAAAGCGGCUAUCGCGCCGCUCCGGGAAAAAGGUUUACGUCUGGCUACUUUUAUCGACGACUGGCUGGUGGCCGCGUACUCAUACCAGGAAGCGCAGCAGCACACGGCUCUCCUAACGGAGCACCUGUUGUUACUAGGCUUCAGAAUAAACUGGGAGAAAAGCGUGCUGUGCCCGUGUCAGAUCACCACCUUCAUAGGGCUGUCUCUAAACAGAGCGCGCCUGUCAGCGGAACGAGUCAAAGCGUUCCGCGCAUGCCUCGCGCUUUUCCGCAGGGGGGCUACUGUGAAAUUCAGGGUCUGCCUCAGACUCCUGGGCCUCAUGGCGUCAGCCUUGGUGGUCGUUCCCCUCGGCCGUUUAUACAUGAGGGCUGUUCAGCGAUGGGUGGCGUCGCUGGGAUUGAAUCCCUCGCGUCACUGCCAUCGCCCUGUCGCAAUCUCAGCAGCCUGCUGCGCUGCGCUAAGGCCCUGGAAACGCCCACUCUUCCUCACAGAGGGAACUACGAUGGGUGCUGUCUUACACAGGAAAGUAGUGACGACGGAUGCCUCGCUGAGCGGCUGGGGAGCUACUCACGAGGGCAGGUCGAUAAACGGGGUGUGGGACUCACACAUGCAAACUUUGCACAUAAACCGUCUAGAACUGAUGGCGGUUUGGCUCGCACUCAGACAUUUUUUGCCCAUCCUGAGAGGGCAUCAUGUCUUGGUCAGAACAAACAACACCACUGUGGUGGCUUAUGUCAACAAGCAGGGGGGACUGAGGUCUCGUCAUAUGCACACGUUGGCACACAGACUGAUCUUAUGGAGCAGCACACGGCUCCUGUCGUUGAAAGCCACACACGUCCCCGGUGUAUUGAAUUUGGGUGCAGAUUUAUUAUCCAGGGGCAACCCCCGCUACGGAGACUGGAAACUCCACAGCGAUGUGUCAAAUCUGGCUCAAAUCUGGUUGCGAACGGGUCGAGCGAAAGUGGACUUAUUCGCCUCAGAGGAGAAUGCGCAAUGUCCGAUGUUUUUCUCCCUGCGCGAUCAGAAAGCCCCGUUAGGGAUAGAUGCUUUGGCACACCAGUGGCCACACGUCCUGCUCUAUGCCUUCCCUCCGUUGGAACUGAUCACUCCAACGCUCGCCAGGGUGCGGGAACAGAGCCUCUCACUCAUUCUCGUAGCCCCGCGCUGGCCAGGGAAACCCUGGCUUGCAGAAAUAAUCCCGUUACUCCACUCCCCACCGUGGCCGCUGCCCCCCCGCAGGGACCUGCUGUCCCAAGCAAACGGGGAAAUAUUUCACCCUCAUCCAGAGCGCCUGGCCCUCUGGGACUGGCCCGUGAAAGGCUGA
This is a messenger RNA of Alosa sapidissima (American shad), 3015 nucleotides long. RefSeq lists its product as uncharacterized. NCBI's taxonomy places the organism in Eukaryota, Metazoa, Chordata, Actinopteri, Clupeiformes, Clupeidae. The record is from RefSeq and is a predicted model, not a curated record.